Lactuca sativa (garden lettuce) is the source of this 1840-nucleotide messenger RNA. Lineage: Eukaryota; Viridiplantae; Streptophyta; Magnoliopsida; Asterales; Asteraceae. The record is from RefSeq and is a predicted model, not a curated record.
UUCUAAAACCCAAGUAUUUUGAAAAGUUCAAAUCACACCCUUAUGGUUUUAUUAAUUAAUUAAAGUGUAUAAUUAAAAGUGAUUUAAUAAACCCAUAAAGUUUUGGUUUACAUUUAAUUAAAUUAAAAGCAUAAUGUUACUAAAUUAAACCACCUAGUACUUUAAAAGUGUAAAACACACCCUAUACUAUAUAUAACAUUAAAAUUCUAAUAUUAUAUAUGUAUGAGUAAACAGUCAGUCUUACCGUUAGUAGGCCUCAUUCACGAAGCUGGUCUAUAAGGGGUGUUUAAGGAAAUUGCCUUUAAAAUGGUGAUUGAAUGGGUAUCCACUCUUACCCACCGCACUCUUGACUAGUGGAGGGUCGUUAGCCGAACGGGUAGGAUAGGACAGAAACCUUCCAUUAUAAGUAUAAUGAAGUACAAAGUAACUAAAUGCUUUUUCAAAUUCCCAAAUCAUAGUUACUUUAGGAAAAAUGUGAAAUUGUAUGCUAACCCAUGGAAUUACACUUCGUACCCUUGUCAAACGUUAGUGGAGCGUGUGUGGUUAACCGGCACACUAAUUUGGGGAUGACAUUGGUGGCGAAGGGUGGCUCGAUGCUUAUCAUAGAUCAAUGGAGUGUGUGUGGCUAACCGGCACAUUGAUUAGAUGAUAGUAGCAUUAGGCGCACCACGUGAUUCGUAUGGUUAUUCACACCUUGUUUGUGAUCCUCGGCAUCCCAGUCACAAAUAAUAGGGCAUAAUCGAGAUUAAACAUGCCAUUGAAAAGUUCAAUGAAUCUCAAAAGAUCUAGGAGUUUCAAUUCAUUUAAAACUUAAACUUCAUUUUCGUUUUUCAUGGUGGAAAUUGGUAAAUCGUCAUUUACCUACCUUCAAAUAUUUUGCAACUAGAUUACGGCAUCCCUUUUCUAGGUUGUAGAAUAUUGUGUUGGAUCCUAGCCUUGAUAACUCAUUUGGGUGUUUUAUUAAGGACUCAAUCAACUUAACUUGAAUUUCUCCCGUUUUGUAGAUGUCUGACUCUAACGUGGUAUUCCCGAAUCCCAAGGAAAAAGUGUUCCUAAUGAAAGUGAAAGCUUGAUUCAAAGUGAGAGAUCAAUGUGGACUAGCUUGAUUUCACUUCCUCCUCUUCCUCCCGUUGUUCUCCCUAACCCAGAUGAUCGAAGAUUUGAAAAGUUCAAGAUCACCGAAUCCCUAUUGGCAAUGGAACAUCAAGAUGGUAAACCCGUGUGUGCUCACAUCUUAGGGAUGAAAUCGCACAUUGAUAGGUUGAUUAUGUUGGGUGCGUCUAUCUCAAAUAAGUUGGCUGUGGACUGGAUUCUUCAGUCACUCCCUGAAUCAUAUGAUGAGUUCGUAAGAGAGUAUCAUAUGAUGAAGCAUGACGCAACCCUCAUUGACUUGACUUACAUGCUUAUUGCUGCUGAAUCAGAAAUGAUUUGGCGAAGUAAUGGAGCAUAUUUGUCUGAUAAUUCAACCAACCAUGCUUCCGUGGACAAUCUAGGAGAAUCCACAUGUUCCUGCUGCCAAGGAAAGGGGAAAUGGAUACGAAGCUGCCCGAAGGACCUGAAGAGUCUAAGAGAUGGGAGAGUCGAUAAGUAUGGCUCUACUUCAGGAUUAGAGAAAAGAGAGGAAGUUUGAUGGAAGAGCAAGAUGAGUCUGAUCACGAAGAAAUGGAUUUUGGUCGCAUGAAUUCGAAGAUCAGACUUUGAGCUUAGGAAGUUAUGAUAGAUUUGUUAGGAGCAUAUGAUUGCAUAGUUUUUCAUUUGAAUUUUGCAUUGUAAGGACAUGUUUUCCGUUGUUUUUAUGAAUAAAUAAAUUUUGGUUUUAUCUUAUUUGUUUAUCCUUGCA